Molecule: messenger RNA, 474 nt
Organism: Fraxinus pennsylvanica
Lineage: Eukaryota; Viridiplantae; Streptophyta; Magnoliopsida; Lamiales; Oleaceae
Source: the annotation of a GenBank genome assembly
AUGGUUGCAGUGACCCACCCGAUUAUCACAAGAAUUUGGAUAAUAUGUGCAGCCAAUAGCCUCCCACCACCACCCAUGAACAACCCGUAUGGUCGACCCGGUUUGCCCGGGUACACUUCGUUCACGUACUUCUCGGUGGCAAACAAUGCCGUAAAAAUUACACCCCAUGCGCCACAGCCACCAUGGAGCUGCGCAGCCUCUAGUGGGUCGUCAAACUUGACUUUCUCCGCCAGUUUGUUGCACCCAAUCAGCACCAGCGCCGCCACAAACCCACAUAUAAUAGCUGCCCACGGCUGGACCACCGAACACCCAGCCGUGAUGGCAGCGAAACCGCCCAAUAACCCGUUACAAACAUCUGUCACGUUCCAGUGUCCCGACAGGAUUCUCUUCCCGAAGAGUGUGGUCAACGCGGCGGUGCAGCCAGCUAAGGUGGUGGUGACCGCCGUGCGGCCGAUGGCGCUCCACUGUCCGUAA